AAAGCAGAAGUAUCCAUGUAGAGCUCUCACUGCUAAGAAGAUUUCUCUCACCAACCUAAAAAUGGCUCAGCCAUAUCCUUUAAAAGGAGACAUUGCAGUUAUUCAUACGACUGAAGAUGGAAAAAAUGAAUAUGUCAUAGAAAAUGCAGUACUGUACAAUGGAACCAAUAAAAAAAAGAGAUUUUUCAGGGGAGGUGAUAAAUUAUUGGAGGUAGACAACACUGACCUAGCAAGUGUUCCACCACUAAAACUCACUGAACUUCUCAGUACAGGAUCAGCAAUGUUGACAGUCCAUCGGAUGAACAGAAAGGAUCCAAAACCCCCUCAUUCGGAAUCAGUGUUCUACAAAUCAAAGUAUGAAGAAGACAUCAUCUUAAACCUGAGUCUAAACAUGGUGAAUGGAAAUGAUAUUGAAACUGAAACAAAUAAUGACAUGCUGAAAGAUUCUAAAAAUAAAAGUUUUGAAGAAAACCUUGAAUGUCCUACACAGAAUAAACCAGGAAAUUUUGAAAAGACAAUAGUGGUGACACUGAGUGAGUCAGGUAUCUUCAUAGUACGUGACAGGGGCCUACAAGAAGGAUGCAGAUGUAAAAACUGCAAUGGCUGCAAAAUUCAUGAUAUUAUCAUACAGUCAGGUGCCACUGAAAUAAGUUUUGUGUCACAAAAUAUUGCUUAUGCAAAAGAGGAAAAUAUUUUCCUUAAAAGCAGAAAGAAUGACCACUACCUCCACAAAUUCAGCAGUAAUGUAGUAGCUUGUCCGAUGAGAAUUUCAAAUUCAGAUGAAGCUAAACUGACAAUCUACUACUACAAAAGUUCACUUGAUGGACGAGAAUACUCAGGCAUGCCCAUUAUCCUAAAAUUCAGCUGUACAAAUGAAUACCUCUACUGUGAUAAAGUCAAUGACAAGGUGACUCUGAAACUUGAGAAAUGCUGUGAAAAAGAGCUGGAAUAUAUCGCAAAUGACAAACCUACAUGGAGCUUUGUAUUCUAUAUGACAGACAAAGGCGAUACCACCCGUCAGUUUGAAUCUGCAAAGUACAGGAACUGGUUUAUCAGCUGCCAGGAGAAAUUAAUUAAUCUCAAGAAGGAAGCAGGUGACUUUUUGGUCAUCACUAUACAAACAACUUAAGUGUUAAACUCUUCUUGCUCCUGGAGGGUCAAAUGUAAUCAAAUUAUAACAAAUGGAUAACUGUUCUACAAAUCUUUUAUUGUGUGUGUUACAUGUUAUUUAAAUAUACAUCACUCUAAAUUUAAAUAAUUUAUCAAUUUAAAGCCAUGUAAACUAUAGUUUACUAUACAUUUCAUGAAUUUAAGAGUUUGUGUGUGUGUGUGUGUGCCUGAAAAGCUGAAAUCCAGAUAGGUAUUGCAUGACCUAUUAGCCAACUGCCUAGGAAACUAAGAUCUCCAGAAUGCUGAUUCACUCCUUCUUCUAAUUUCCUGCGCGACUCUGAGCAAGUAUAGCAUGUCCACGUGCCAAUUCUCCAAUUGUGAAGUCAAUGUCUGUAAAAGGAUGUGCUAUACUUCAGUACUACUAAAGCAACUUACAAUAGCUUUUACUUUGGAAAGGCACUAUAUAAAUAAAAUGUUGUUGUGUCUGCUUUUGUCUGACUGCUUCAACAAUGUUCCUAACAUUUCUUUAAAAGAACACUGUUGUACAUUUAAACAGAGACAUUAUUCAGAUACAUGUGUGAAGUGAUACUUGUUUGAGGGAAAUGAGAAAAUUUCUAUAUGAAGGAAAUUAGAAAUUUUAAGGUUUGCUAUAUGAAACAUAUUGCUGAUUUCUGAAAAAUCUUUGUGAAGAAACUGGUUAGAUAUGGUAUAGCUUAUGUACAAGCCAGCCCAAAUAAACAAUUUAUGUUUUUGCAGAAUUACA
Messenger RNA from Erpetoichthys calabaricus (reedfish), 1873 nucleotides. RefSeq lists its product as uncharacterized. NCBI's taxonomy places the organism in Eukaryota, Metazoa, Chordata, Cladistia, Polypteriformes, Polypteridae. Bases 62 to 1129 code for a protein of 355 amino acids. Gene Ontology annotation, biological process: immune response; inflammatory response; macrophage chemotaxis. Gene Ontology annotation, molecular function: cytokine activity. The transcript has 9 exons. The record is from RefSeq and is a predicted model, not a curated record.